AUGGAUGUUAAGAGUGCCUUUCUAAAUGGAAUUAUAGAAGAAGAAGUCUAUGUUCACCAACCUCCUGGUUUUGAAAGUGAAAAAUUUCCAGAACAUGUUUUUAAACUUAUGAAAUCUCUUUAUGGUUUAAAACAAGCUCCCAGAGCUUGGUAUGAGAGAUUAAGUAACUUUCUUCUGGAGAAAAAUUUUAUCAGAUGCAAAGUUGACACAACUCUCUUCUAUAAAACAUUUAAGAAAGAUCUGUUAAUUUGUCAAAUAUAUGUGGAUGAUAUUUUAUUUGGAUCUACAAAUGUUACGUUGGGAAAGGAGUUUGCUCAAUGUAUGCAGGCUGAAUUUGAGAUGAGCAUGAUGGGAGAAUUGAGGUUCUUUCUGGGAAUUCAAGUCAACCAGACUCCAGAUUGCACUUACAUUCAUCAGACCAAAUAUGUAAAAGAGCUUCUGAAGAAGUUCAACAUAACUGAUAGUAAGAUGACAAAGACUCCUAUGCAUCCAACAAGCACUCUUGGUAAGGAAGAGGUAAGUAAGAAAGUAGAUCAGAAACUCUACAGAGGUAUGAUAGGAUCUCUUCUCUACUUAACUGCUUCUAGACCUGACAUUUUAUUCAGUGUAUGCUUGUGUGCAAGAUUCCAAUCAGAUUCUAGAGAAUCACACUUAACAGCUGUUAAAAGGAUUCUAAUGAAUUUUGAAGUUUUGAUAACGAGAUUAAACCAUUUGAAAGAUUUAAAUUUGUCUUUCUGUAUUAAGGAAAUCGGUGAGUUAUAUGAGCUCGAUCAAGACUUAGAGAAUGCUAGAUCAUAUUUUGAGAGGGCUGCUAAACUUUUUGAUAUUCGUGGGGAUUCAACAACCUCAAUGAUCCAGUGCAAACAGAAAGUCGCACAAUUUUCUGCUCAACUUCAACAAUAUCAGAAGGCGAUUAAAAUUUAUGAAGAUAUUGCACAACAAUCUUUGAACAACAAUUUAUUGAAAUACGGAGUCAGAGGGUAUCUUCUUAAUUCUGGCCUUUGCGAGCUUUGUCGAGGGGAUAUUGUUGCAAUUACCAACGCGUUGAAGUGCUAUCAGGACUUGGAUCUAACAUUCUCUAAAACUCGCGAAUACAAAUUUUUGGCUGAUUUGGCUGCUUCAAUUGAUAACGAAGAUGUUGCAAAUUUUACUCGAGUAGUUAAGGAGUUUGAAAGCAUAACCCGCUUGGUAUAUCUCUAUAUCCUAAGACCCAAGUAA
This is a messenger RNA of Lathyrus sativus (Indian pea), 1218 nucleotides long. Lineage: Eukaryota; Viridiplantae; Streptophyta; Magnoliopsida; Fabales; Fabaceae. The record is from the annotation of a GenBank genome assembly.